Messenger RNA from Corvus hawaiiensis (hawaiian crow), 3197 nucleotides. It is a transcript of the gene RMI1, whose product is annotated as RecQ mediated genome instability 1. The transcript has 2 exons. The record is from RefSeq and is a predicted model, not a curated record. Gene Ontology annotation, molecular function: nucleotide binding. Bases 364 to 2247 code for a protein of 627 amino acids. Gene Ontology annotation, cellular component: RecQ family helicase-topoisomerase III complex; nuclear body. NCBI's taxonomy places the organism in Eukaryota, Metazoa, Chordata, Aves, Passeriformes, Corvidae. Gene Ontology annotation, biological process: double-strand break repair via homologous recombination; resolution of meiotic recombination intermediates.
GGCGCGGGCUCGGGCGCUGCUCCGUCCCUCCGGCCGGCGGGAGCCGGGGCCGCCUUGCCAGGGCCGCUCGCUCGCCUCGGUGAGUUGGAGCUUUCGGCCCCUCUGAGGGGGCUGCGAGGUGCGGCCUGUCCUCAUCUUCCUCCGCCUCUGCUUCCCUCCCUCCCUCAUCCCCUUCGCCUCCCCUGCUGAAAGGUGUCGCUUUACUUGGUUUAAGUAAGUACGCGGUAUCUUCCGAGCGAUGGAUCUUUUGGGGAGAGCUCGGAGGCAGGCUUUAAGGGAAAACCAGACAAAAACCCAACAAAACCCACACCUGGUGUUUCUUAAAUAUUCUUACGGGCAUUCAGUCUCUUGCCAUAAAAGAAAAUGUCUACAUCUAGCAUUGCAGCAAGAGUGGAAACCUGGCUUUCAUCCACAUGGCACGUUAGAGUUCCCUUGACAUGGCUGGAAGCAUGUAUUAAUUGGAUCCAGGAAGAAAAUAGUGGUAGUAACUUAAGUCAAGCUCAGAUUAACAAGCAAGUAUUUGAGCAAUGGCUUCUCACUGAUCUGAGAGACUUGGAAUAUCCCAUUUUGCCUAACUGUAUCUUAGAUACUCCCAAAGGAGAGCUAUCAGGCUUCUACUCCAUACAGAUUGAUUCACUGGUUGAUGUUAGCCAGCCAGCAUAUUCUCAGUUGCAGAAGCUAAGAGGGAAAAGCACUGUAAAUGAAGAAGUAACAGCCAGUACUCAGGCAUUUCAGAAGCCCUGGGAAGCAAAGCCUACUCGGAUGCUGAUGCUACAACUAACUGAUGGCAUACAUCAAAUUCAGGGCAUGGAGUAUCAACCGGUGCCUGUUCUCUGCAGUAACCUUCUUCCUGGAACAAAAAUCACUGUACACGGCAAUAUUUCAUAUCGUCUUGGAGUUCUUCUGCUUAAACCAGAAAAUGUGAAACUGUUGGGGGGUGAAGUUGAUGCUCUUUUUGAGGAUUAUUGUCAGGAAAGAGUCCUUGCUAGAUUAAUUGGAGAAACUGAGAACCCUAAUGCUGUUGGACAAGCUGGACAUGAACAGAUUUUUUCAAGGCCCGUGGAUGAAUUAGAACAAACUCUUGGACCUUCAGAUGAAGAGCUUUUGGCCAGCCUUGAUGAAAAGAAUGAAUUUACUUUAAACAACCGAACAUCUUUAGAAAGUGGAUACUAUAGUAGAACCAACAAUUUUAAUACAGCCUCAGGUUCACUGACUGCACACACUGGAAAUGUUUUGCUACAAAAAUCUGGAAAUCUUUUCCCUCACUCAGCUGAACAAGUUUCACCUCCCAUAGAAUAUGCUGAUGACUUUUUAAAUGACUUUCCUUUAGAAGAUGACUUUCUUCUGGAAGAAGAGAUGCAAAGAGAGAUAGAAGAAGUGCCACCAGUGGUCAUGAACAGAAACAUAGGUUUAAUUACUGGCAGACUUCCACAUACAUCUGGAAGCUCCUGCAAUUCAUCUUUAAAUCGCACUGGUGAAGAAGACAAUGUGAAUGAAAGAGAUAAGCCCAGGGAAGCUAUCAGCAAGGAAAAGAACGUGAGAAGAAUGAUAUUUGAUGAAGAUGGAAAUAGCAUGAGUAAGUUUUUGCAGCACAAGGGCUUACAUCAGACCUGCAGUUCAUCAGAUUUUUCUUUGGAAAAUCCUCCUGAGGAAGGGCAGAAUUAUACAGACCUAGAUGAGAGCAGAUGUAAACAGCAGCUCACUUCUGACAGCAGGGUAUUAAAUGAUAAUCCUGUAUGUUCCUUAAAAAUGGAUCCGGAAGGAGAUCAGCAGAAACGUGAUUCACAGAUCUUUCCUUGCAAGACAGUAGAGGCACAUUUAGAUUUAAAUUCUCCACCUUUCACAUAUAUUUCCCUUCUCCUUGCAAAAAAACCAGAAACUGUUACAAUUCUGAAAGUUAAAUGUUUUAUUGUCACUCUCACCGGAAACCUCACAAAAACCAACGGGUCCUGGGGUAUAAAGGCAAAAAUUUCUGAUGGCUCUGCUUAUCUUGAAGUAGAUUUUGCUGAUGAUAUUCUAACAAGUUUGAUUGGCUUUUCAGUGCCUGAAAUGAAUAGGCUGAAAAAGGAUCCAGCUUUACGUCUAAAACUUAAGGAUGGUUUAGAAAAAUGUCAAAAACAGCUGAUAGAUCUCUGUUGUUUGAUGACUAUUGAGUUUAAUCCAUUUCAGUCUAAAGCUACUGUAUUAAUUCUCCAGGAUACUGAUGCUUCACAUCUAGAACAAUUGAAGAAACGUUUGAAUAAAUAACGUGUGCAAACUUGCAGACUAUAAAUUAGGAAAUGUUUAAGUCAGAUUUCCCUUGAAGGACUCUAGAAAGUUAAAUUUUAAAGUUAAGUGUUGUGUCUUUUAUCAGGAGUUAUAAUGUAAAAGUGAGACAAGGAGAUUACUUGUUGGAGCAAAACUGGGCAGUUUGUUUUUUAUGGUGACAGUAUUGGAAUAAGAUUUCAAAUAUUUCUGUCUUUAAUUUUUCAGUCUGCAAAAUCCUGUGUGUUCUAGACUGGUAAUGCUGAGUGGCGGAAUUUGUCAGGAAAUGUAUAACAAUGAACAAACCAUCUUGUUAUUUUACUUUUUCAAGUACUUACCUGAUUUUUAAAAGAAAGGUACAGGAGACUCAGUUUUUUCUUGGAGAAAAUCAGUUGAAUAAACUUAAAUAACAAAUUACAGUUUAAAUACAGUCCCUUCUGACUAUGCCAAUCUGAAGACUCAAAUCUAUAUUCACUGUGCAAGAACAUAAAGUAUAGAGAAAUGAAAGAUUGUCUUCUAAAGGUUCAGGUGUGAGGAAAAAAAAUCUAAUCCUAUACAAAAAGGAGAUGAAAAAAAACCUUAUAUUUUUAGAAAUAAUUAAAAAGAAGGCCAAGUGUUUAAAAAUCUUUAUUAGCAGAAAAUUAUUAUAUGGGGAUUCUAUUUUUUUAUUGUCAUGUAAAUGUUAAUCAUUGCUAAUAGUUUUGAAACUAGAGACAAACUCAUUCAUUAACUCCUACGGUUACUUGACUAACCUUUUUACACAGUAGUCAAAUACUUGUGCUGCACAUAUGUUGUAUAGUAUAUGUUUAAUGUUCAUCUUAAUUUUGAUUGAUUUUUUCAAAUUUCUUCUACUAAAAUAAUACGUUAACGUUUUCAUUUAAAUUUUGGUGGAUGCUGCUUAGUCACUUUGAAAUAAAAAUAUGUAUUUUGGUGGGUGUAUAGAGUAUGAGAAA